Prorocentrum cordatum is the source of this 1605-nucleotide messenger RNA. The record is from the annotation of a GenBank genome assembly. Lineage: Eukaryota; Dinophyceae; Prorocentrales; Prorocentraceae.
AUGCGCGUCGGUUCAGGGGUGCGGUGGCGGAUCUGGACCUGUGUCGGCUGGGCGGGCACACACCGCCUUGCUGUGAUGUGGACGGGUGACGAUUCUGGCUCCUUUGAUUACAUCCGGUGGCAAAUUCCAACGUAUGUGGGCACUGGCUUCUCAGCUCAAGCACAUGUGUCAGGCGAUAUAGAUGGAAUCUUCGGUGGAAGCCCCGAAACGUAUGUCAGGGACCUGCAGUUCAAGUGUUUCAUGACCUCCGUAAUGGUCAUGAGCGGCUGGGCGGGAAACCCGGACAAGCAGCCCUGGACGUGGGGCGAGCCGUACACUUCCAUAAACCGACGGUAUCUGAAGCUGAAGCAGGCCCUGACGCCCUACUUCUACUCCUUGUCGCGAAUCGCUCACAACACUGGGCUCCCACCUGUCAGAGCCAUGGCGCUCGAGUUCCCCUCCGACGACUCCGUGAUGGCCAGCCACACGGGCAGCUCGCAGCAGUUCAUGGCGGGCCCCUCCUUCCUUGUCGCCCCCGUGUACCGCCCUCUCGCCGAGGCUGCGGUCAGGGAAGGCAUCUACCUCCCCGCUGGCGACUGGGUGGACUACUGGAGCGGUUCCGUGCUCGCGGGGGGGCGGAGCCUGCCGGCCGUCCCCGUGGCGCUGGAGGACAUUCCCGUCUUUGUCCGCGCAGGAGCCAUCGUCCCCAUGUGGACGAGCGCACGCGGCAGCAGCGGACAGCUCGCUCUGGACAUCUACCCGGAGGGCGAUUCCAGCUUUGACCUCUACGAGGACGACGGCGUGACGCGCAAGGCCAUCGACGGCAGAGCCUUUUCCUGGACGAGGAUCAGCUGCCAGGCGCCGCCUCAGGCGCUCCGCCGUGGCGGGGACAUCGUGGUGGCCGUGAGCGCCAGCGUCGGCAGCUUCGAGGGUCAGCCAGCAGCGCGAGGGUACCUCCUCCAGGCUCACAUGCCUAAGCCGCCGUACUCCGUGCUGCUGUGGCGAGAUGGGAAGAAUUACACUUUGCGUGCUAUGAGCUCCUCGAGCGCCCUGGAUUUCUCAGAGUCGGGAUGGUUCUUCAGCCAGGCUGUCGCUGGUGGUAUCGCAUACAUCAAGACGCCGUCUUUACCAACAGCAGAUCCAUGGAGUCUGCAGAUCUCCACGAGGUCCAAGUAUCCGCACGUUUUCUUUCGUCAGUGCGAUGGGACUUCGGCGCAGUCUUUCAUGUUUGACCCUACUUCUGGUUACAUCAAGCUGAACAGUGAUCAGAGCUCCUGCCUCACGAUUGGCACGGACAAGGAUUUCCAGUCGGGCACACCUGCAGUUGAGAUGCAACCGUGCUCAGGGCAAAAGUGGCAGCUGGACCUAUCCACAGGCAACCUCCAUCCUGCCUCUGACCUGAGCAAGUGCAUCGACGUGGAUGCCGCCGACCACGCGGCCGAGAUCUACCAGUGCGGACACCUUCAAGGGAACCAGCGCUUCAAUUUCACAUACGACGGAAGCGGCGUGGGACAUCACUCCGGCACCUUCAGGAGGGUCGACGACGGGACAUGCAUGACCGCGGUGAACAACCCGGCGGGCGGCCACGGCGCAGGCCUCGCGCAAGGGCUUCCUCUCUGGAUCUAG